GCCAUGGCGGGGCGAUGAGGGAGCAUCCGCCCCCGGCCGCUGGCUGCCUGCGGAGGCGGGAAGCGACGGGGCUGGGCGGCUCCGCCGCGGUAGAGCCGGGCGGCGGGGCGGGGGCAUGUGGGGCGCGGGGACCGCGGCGCUGCAGCUGCUUUCCCGGGCCGUGAAGCAGGCGGCGGCGCAGGGGGCCCGGCAGGACCUGGGCCGCUGGCUGUCCCGAGCCGCUGGGACGGCGGCAGGAGGUGGCGGCGGGGGUACUGUCGGCUUCGUCCCAGCAGAGGCAGCGGGGGCUGAGGGGCUGCUGCUCCGGCCAUACGUGGAGCAGGGCGGGCUGCCGCCGGCGGAGCUGCUGCUCUGCCAGCUGCCCGAGGAGGGCGGCGGCGGGUCCGGGCUGGCCGAGGCCCGGGGCUGGCGCUGCUCCUGCUGCCUCCUGGGCACCUGCUGGUGCAAGAGCUGCCUCAGCGUGUGCGUUCUGGCAGCCCUCUGCUUCGCCUCGCUGGCCCUGGUGCGCCAGUACCUGCGAGACCUGGUGCUCUGGGCCGAGAGCCUGGACAGCCUGGCAGGUGUGCUGCUCUUCACCGUGGGCUUCAUCAUCGUGUCCUUCCCCUGCGGCUGGGGCUACAUCCUUCUCAACGUGGCCGCCAGCUACCUCUAUGGCUUCUGGCUGGGGAUGGGGCUGAUGGUGCUCGGCGUCCUUGUGGGCACUUUUGUCGCCCAUGUGGCCUGCAAGCGGCUGUUGGCCCACUGGGCGAGGGCCAGGAUCCAGGGCAGCGAGACUCUCAGUGCCAUCGUCCGCGUCGUGGAGGGCGGCAGUGGCCUCAAGGUGGUGGCUCUGGCACGGCUGACCCCGAUCCCCUUUGGGCUGCAGAAUGCUGUCUUCGCGAUUACAGAUUUGUCACUACCCAACUACCUGAUGGCUUCCUCAGUUGGACUGCUUCCUACUCAGCUCCUGAACUCAUACUUGGGCACUACCUUGCGCACCAUGGAGGAUGUGAUUGCAGAACAAAGUGUUAGUGGCUAUUUUAUAUUCAGUUUACAGAUUAUCAUAAGCAUAGGACUCAUGUUUUAUGUCGUUCACCGAGCUCAAGUGGAACUGAAUGCAGCUAUUGUAGCGUGUGAAAUAGAAAUGAAGACCUCUCUUGCUAAAGACAGUCAACCAAGCAUCAGUGGUUCAACCACAUACUGCAACAAAAGGACAGUAGCAUUCUCUGGAGGAGGUGUCAAUAUUGUGUGAUUUCAAGUAUUAAUAGAGUAAGGUUUUGUGUACCUAAGCUAUUGCCUAGAAAUACCUAUGGACAAUUCAACUAGUUUAAAAAAACCAACAAAACAGAAGAAUUUACCAGUGGUUACAGGUUGUACUGUGGCACAAACCAACCGACCAGCUCUUCAGUUGCACAUGGGGUGACUUCUAGCAAGGAAAGAAAGAUGGUGAAGUAACUUAAGAUGUAAAUGCAAAUUUGGCUGCACCUUUGGUCAUUUACUAUGCCUGUCAUGGCCUGUAGUCUGCACUUUAGGGUUUUUUUUCCUUUGCUCCUGUAAACUGAAAAAUGCUUCUAUAAACUGAGAAAAGUAGCACAGAGGAUGCAAUCUAUUAUAAAUUUCAUCAGCAUGAAGAAAUGAAAACUAGAGGUUCUCCUUGGAAAAAUAAAUAAUCCAGUAAUGGAGGAGGACAGUAGUGUCUCUGAGACUCAGGAAUUCUGACUCCUUUUUUGCAAGAUAACACUGUAUUGGAUAAUGCUUCUUUUAUGUGUGCUGUGGACUGUUUUUCACUGAGUUUGAGUAGACUGGUUAAGCCGAUAGUAAUUUUUGUGUGUGUGU
Molecule: messenger RNA, 1815 nt
Organism: Pezoporus flaviventris
Lineage: Eukaryota; Metazoa; Chordata; Aves; Psittaciformes; Psittacidae
Gene: TMEM64
Product: transmembrane protein 64
Exons: 4
Coding region: 116-1231 (371 amino acids)
Source: RefSeq, a predicted model, not a curated record